Acinonyx jubatus (cheetah) is the source of this 5193-nucleotide messenger RNA. RefSeq names its product karyopherin subunit alpha 1 (gene KPNA1). Gene Ontology annotation, biological process: postsynapse to nucleus signaling pathway; NLS-bearing protein import into nucleus. Gene Ontology annotation, molecular function: nuclear import signal receptor activity; protein binding. The record is from RefSeq and is a predicted model, not a curated record. The coding region runs from base 422 to 2062 and encodes 546 amino acids. NCBI's taxonomy places the organism in Eukaryota, Metazoa, Chordata, Mammalia, Carnivora, Felidae. Gene Ontology annotation, cellular component: nucleoplasm; cytoplasm; nucleus. The transcript is spliced from 16 exons.
GCGCGCAGGCGCACUGCGAACGCCCGCUGAGCAGGGUCUUGCUGCUGGUUGCGCGGCGGCGGAGAGCGAGGGCCUGGUGAGCACCGGCGCUGGCCGGCUGUUGGAGCUUGUGCGCGGGAGAGGAACGGCGGGCAGGCAAGCGAGCAAGCGGCUCACCCCAGCAUCGGCACCGGGAUCGGUUGCCUUGAGUCUGGUAAUAUCCCCAUUGUGCACAUAAGGAAACCGAGGCUCACAGAAGUUUAGUAUUUUUUCUACGUUGCCGUACUAAGAAGUAAAUUUGAAAAGAGAGCUUCAAGGCUAGCCCUCUUCUCUGGACUUGCUUCUUAAGUCACUUUAAUAAACAGAAACCACCUUGCAAGAAUGCUAAAGGAAGCUUUUUAUCCUGAAAGCAAGUAAUCUCAAGAGAGUAAUUUGAAUCCAUAUGAAGAGUACCAGUGAAGAAAUCAUGACCACCCCAGGAAAAGAGAACUUUCGCCUGAAAAGUUACAAAAAUAAGUCCCUGAAUCCUGAUGAGAUGCGCAGGAGGAGGGAGGAAGAGGGACUGCAGUUACGCAAGCAGAAAAGAGAAGAGCAGUUAUUCAAGCGAAGAAAUGUUGCUACAGCAGAGGAAGAAACAGAAGAAGAAGUUAUGUCAGAUGGAGGCUUCCAUGAGGCUCAGAUUAAUAACAUGGAGAUGGCACCAGGUGGUGUAAUUACUUCUGACAUGAUUGAAAUGAUAUUUUCCAAUAGCCCAGAGCAACAGCUUUCAGCAACACAGAAAUUCAGAAAACUGCUUUCAAAAGAACCUAAUCCUCCUAUUGAUGAAGUCAUCAGCACACCGGGAGUAGUGGCCAGGUUUGUGGAGUUCCUCAAACGAAAAGAGAAUUGUACACUGCAGUUUGAAUCAGCUUGGGUACUGACAAAUAUUGCUUCAGGAAAUUCUCUUCAGACCCGGAUUGUGAUUCAGGCAGGAGCUGUGCCCAUCUUCAUAGAGUUGCUCAGCUCAGAGUUUGAAGAUGUCCAGGAGCAGGCAGUCUGGGCUCUUGGCAACAUUGCUGGAGAUAGUACCAUGUGCAGGGACUAUGUCUUAGACUGCAAUAUUCUUCCCCCUCUUUUGCAGUUAUUUUCAAAGCAAAACCGCCUGACCAUGACGCGGAAUGCAGUAUGGGCUUUGUCUAAUCUCUGUAGAGGGAAAAGUCCACCUCCAGAAUUUGCAAAGGUUUCCCCCUGCCUGAAUGUGCUUUCCUGGUUGCUAUUUGUCAGUGACACUGAUGUACUGGCUGAUGCCUGCUGGGCCCUCUCAUAUCUAUCCGAUGGACCCAAUGAUAAAAUUCAAGCUGUCAUUGAUGCAGGAGUCUGUAGGAGACUUGUGGAGUUGUUGAUGCAUAAUGAUUAUAAAGUGGUUUCUCCUGCUUUGCGGGCUGUGGGAAACAUUGUCACAGGCGAUGAUAUUCAGACCCAGGUAAUUUUGAAUUGCUCAGCUCUGCAGAGUUUAUUGCAUUUGCUGAGUAGCCCAAAGGAAUCUAUCAAAAAGGAAGCAUGUUGGACAAUAUCUAAUAUCACAGCUGGAAAUAGAGCACAGAUCCAGACUGUGAUAGAUGCCAACAUUUUCCCAGCCCUCAUUAGUAUAUUACAAACUGCUGAGUUUCGGACAAGGAAAGAAGCAGCUUGGGCCAUCACAAAUGCAACUUCUGGAGGAUCAGCUGAACAGAUCAAGUACCUCGUAGAACUCGGUUGUAUCAAACCACUUUGUGAUCUCCUCACAGUCAUGGACUCUAAGAUUGUACAGGUUGCCCUAAAUGGUUUGGAAAAUAUCCUGAGGCUUGGAGAACAAGAAGCCAAAAGGAAUGGCACUGGCAUUAACCCUUACUGUGCUUUGAUUGAAGAAGCCUAUGGUCUGGAUAAAAUUGAGUUCUUACAGAGUCAUGAAAACCAGGAGAUCUACCAGAAGGCCUUUGAUCUUAUUGAGCAUUACUUCGGGACCGAGGAUGAGGACAGCAGCAUUGCACCCCAGGUUGACCUUAGCCAGCAGCAGUACAUCUUCCAGCAGUGUGAGGCUCCUAUGGAAGGUUUCCAGCUUUGAAGCAAUACUCUGCUUUCAUGUUCCUGUGUCAGACCAGGCUACCCAGUCAAGUCCUCUUGUGGAGCCCACAGUCCUCAUGGAGCUAACUUCUCAAAUGUUUUCCAUAAUACUGUUUGCGCUCAUUUGCUUGCCUUGCGCAUCUGCUCUCUUACACACAUCUGGAAAACCUCUGGCUCUCUGUGGUGGAAUACCCUUCUAAUAAAAAGGGUAACCAGAACGGCCCACUCUCUUACGGAAAAUCCCUAGGCUUUGGAGAUCUGCACUUAAAUAUUAUAAGAGUCAUGGGAAUAUACACAUAUUAAUGUGGCUCCCUUUCUUUGUGGGGGAAAAAGAGGACUCCUCCUCAUUCCCUUUAAAGUGGGGAAAAACACUGAUAUUAAAAGAUGAGACUAAAUCUUUAUCUUGAAUUUCACACAACUACUUGCAACAAGGGAGAUGUUUAGACCUGUUGUGUACACUUCAGAGUACUUUUCAUGAGUUCUUCCACAGUGAACCCUUGGAUUACCUGGUGGCUUUUCUAGCCAAAUUUGCAUUAAUCCUUACUGAGACUGGAUGGUUUUCUUUCCUCUAUUGGCGCCAUUCUUCACAGAUAUUAAACCAUCCGCUCCCUCACCUUCAGCCUUCAGUGAAUGUGCUUUCUAGUUGUCAGGAAUGCUGAAGAAUUUAACACUUUGACUCUUAAAUGUGAUACUGGUUUGAAGAUUCCCUUAGAGCAGAAAGGAGAGGGCCACAUAUUAAUUUGUAUGGCUAUCGCUUCUCUUUGGACUUAAGUGUCUUAGGAUUUGGAAGUGGUUCAAUUCUAAUGCUGGUAUGAAGAUCUAGAAUCCUUAGUAAUCGAAACAAUAUCCUAUCAUUCAAUAAAAUAAAAAACAAAAAAAAUCCCUCCAGUUUUCCCAAACUCAACCAGUGUGACUAGAGGCUGUGUUUCUGCAUUAAAACAAAUGUUUCAGGCUUUGUGGUCCUGAUGAAGGUCCUCAUUAAAUUGGAAGUUCACCUUAGGUGCUUUUCCUCUCUGUGACUGGCAGAUAACACACAAUUUUUUUUUAAAGGUAACCUAGGGAAAUUUUUUUCUUAGGUGCAGCUUGAUUCUAACGUAUUCAUGCUGCAUUGUAUGAUUCCUUUAAUGCAGCAUCCUUAUCUUAAAUAACCACCUUCUCAACAUGACUUGUUCAACACAAAUAAGGGCAGUGAUCUUUUUUUUUUAAUAACCUCAUUGUUCCCCUAUUCAUUUCAUCUCCUACUAGUACUGCCCAGUCAAGUCCCCCCAUAAAAUAAAAAGUUUUUCUACCUUCUGGCUCAUUUAAUGAUAACUGCAAUGUACCUGCAACUGGCGCUUCCAGUACUGUCUUCAGUGAUCCACAUUUGUGCUUGGACUGGAAUGAAAAAAUAAGCUUAAUUGCCAAGAGAACUGCAACUGAGUUCAAUACGACUUCUUGGUGCUAGAUGGCCAUCUUGACUCAAUGUUUGGACACACUAUCAGGAGAAGAUUUUUUUGUUAUGCUGUUCAAAAUGAAUUCUGAAGGAAAAGUCUCUCACUUCCGUUUCAGAGACUACCCUUUUAAACCUCUUUAAUCUUAUCCUCUUCUAGAAUUCAUUAUAACCCCAAAAUGUAACUAUUUGGAAGUUCCCCUGACAGGCUAUUCUACAUCUCUGGUAAAUCCUGCUGAACAUUAGGGAUAUUCAGAGCUUUCAUACCUCAUCAUGUUGUUAUUUAAGCAGCCAACUUAUGUGACCUGAUUUAAACUUUAAAAAAUCCACUUCAAAGUAGAAAGAUACAAAGACAAAAGGACAUUUAUCAGCCAAGCGUGUGAUGCAUUCUUCACAUCUAGUCUGUAGUUGUGUCUGUGCUCUGGAUGGAUACCGUCUGAUGUCUGUUACUGAUGGAACAGCCACUGCAAAACUAGUCAAUUCCCAUCUAUAAGUUACAUUUUCUAGUGCUGCUUUGUGCUGAAAGGACAUUUUAGUUUACUGCACUUGACCUGUAAAAGACUUUGAUUCUUUGUAAUUUUAGGGACAAAUUAGGUGGUUAAUUUAAAGAAAAACUUUCAAUUUUGCCUUUACAUCACAUUAAAAUAUAACUUCUUUCAGAAGGGUAAUAGAAGCACUGAUUCAUAGUAAAAAUCUUGUUUUUAGCUUUGACUUUUUUUGUGGCUGAGUUUUUUAAACUGUACAUCACUGGUAACAUGUCAUUUCUCUAGGAUGUUUUAAAUCAUAUACCUUCUGUUGGAUAAUUUAAAAAUUCUCAUUUUGAUAUUGGAUGGAAAAAAGAUAAAGCACACAAAAUUGUUUCCCCAGAUUAGUAAGAACAGCAUCCAUUGGGAGUUUUUGCCAUUGCAGGUGUCUUCAGUGAAUGAAUUAAAGCCCAUUUAACUACUGUGGUCUAUUUUCUGUCUAAAAUAGGAAUUUAUCUUGCUCCUGUCCUAGAAGUUCAUGAGCCAUGAGAUACGAGCUAAAUUUUUUUUGCAGUAAAAUGGUUUUUUAAUAUAAAAUUGGAAUUAACUAAAAGGUAAAUCCCAGCAUAACUGUUGGAAUUGGUAAAGUGGCAGCCUUUCUGGUUAUAGAAAUGAGACUUUAGGAGGUAACUAAGAACUAAUUUUAGUUCUCUGCCUGGCAGAUUCUAUUACUUUGAAUUUAUUGAAAUGUUACUAUCAUUAAGAUGUUACUCAUUAUAAAAGCAUGUUAAUUUCAACAUAGGAAAACUCUUCUGGAAUAUUAUAUACUGAUCAGGGGAGAAGUGACUUGGUUAUUCUCCCCUUCCUUUUUUUUCUUCCUCCAAACUUUCAAAGUAUAUUCUUUGAAAUGAAAGGUGGGGGGACAAAAGCGUUGAAAGCAUUUGGAAUAUAAAGGUCCCCUGUAUUUGAAGGACCAGAUUAGAUUGAGAAAAACCGGGAAAGGUUUUAAGAUGAUAGGUAUGAAAAAUAGAUGGAGAGAGUUUUCUAUGGAAUACUUUAAUUCAUGUUCUUGUCACUAAGUAGGACUCUUAACCUUUGUCAGUUGUGCUGUUUUGAAAACUAUUGCCCUAGGAUUCCAUCUGCCAGAUAAAGCUAAAUGGGCUCUGGGUCGUUUUUCAUAUUGUCACAAAUAUAAACAAUGACAAUUACCCCAUAAUAAAUCUUAAUUAUUAUUCAAAA